CAGCCCUCCGUUUCCCUUCGUGUACUCAUGGCGGGCGUGUAAUUCGGCGUUUUCGGAUCCCUGGUGGCAUUUCGUUCUCUCUCCCUUUCUUGUUUGAGAUUGUCGAGACUUUUCAUCGCACGUCAUCAUGGCCGACCGCUAUGAACCCAACUACCGCAGCUCACGGCCCUCCUACGAGCCUCGUGAUCACCGCGACGCGUACUUUGACUAUCCUGCACAGUACGACCGAUAUGGUGGACAGAGAAGAUCGCCCCCGCCGCCGCCUCCUCCCUACGGUGGAGGAAGACCUGACUCAAGCUAUGAUCGAUACGACAGCGGUUACACCUUUCAUGGCGCCGCAUCAAGAGAUUCCUUUCGACCAGAGCGUCCGCAAGACACCUUUUCCUUCCGAGCUCCCGGAGCACCCCGUUUCCCGUCACCAGAUCGCUAUCAUCCACCCCCCAAACAUGACAACCGCCGAGCCCCGGGCCAGCGUGGCCCAAGAGGGCGCAAUGACGGAGCUCGAGGACGUGGUGGCGAUCGUGGCCGCGGCGGAUUUCGGAGCCGCAAACCUCACACACGCGACAUUUUGAACAAGGUGCAUGGCGGGAGCACGCCGGAGCAGUUGCAUGGCAUGAACACGGAGGGUCACGUCAGUUUCAUGGAGCUGAACUCGGGCGACGAAGAGAAUGGUGAAGUAGACGUUGUCGAUCUCACGCAAGACUCUGAUGAUGGCGGAGAAUCGCGUGCCAAGCGUAUCAAGAUGGCUGCGUCUGAAGCUGAGCCGACGGUACCAAAGUGGUCGAACCCCGACCCGUAUACCUCCCUGCCACCUCCUGACGCCGCGGGUGGCCCAAAGAAGGACAUUGUGAAAGUCAUACGCAAGGCCAAGGUCGAUGCCGCGUCGAAACAUGACUCUGGCAACGCGGUGAAGAGCAACAUCGAUUUCAUUUCAUUCGACGACGACGAUGAGGGAUCGGAGGACGGUGAGGUGAGUCUUGUCACAGACGCACGUCAGCCCCUUCCGCCAAGAUAUGCGCCUUCCGCACCUGCCUCAAUGCGGGAGCUCCCGAACCACAACCAGGCGUCACUUCAAAUUGCAAACGGCACUUCCAACCUUCACCCACAGACAUCAACGUCAGCUGGCCACCGUCCUCGCACACGCAGCAUGGAUGACCCGGUGGGCCCACCGCCUCCCCCUCCAUACGGCCUCAUUAUGCCCACCGACGAAGAGAUCGCGGCCAACCUUGUUGAGCAGAGCAAAGGCAAGAAGAGAAAGCGCGGUGAGCAGCAGUCGGUCGGAGUCGGCUCAGUCCUGCCAGAGUGGGUGGCAGACGGUAUCAAUGCUGCGCCCUGGUAUAUCACCGAUCACUCCACCACCUCUAAUGCUAUCACUCGCCUUCACUUGGAAAUCUGUGAUUUCUUCGACUUUGUCCGUCCGCACGGCUACGAAGAGGCUGUCCGUCGAGACCUCAUUGUGCGGGUACAGCAGUCCAUCCGCCAUAUGCACGGCGAUGGCGGUAAGGACGUUGAAGUCCGCUGCUUUGGCUCAUUCGCGGCCGGCCUGUACCUCCCCACUGCCGACAUGGACCUUGUGGCAGUUUCCCCCGGCUACAUGAACAGGGGUAUCAAGUCUUACUGCCAGUCGGGAGGCAAAAUGCACAAGCUCAGUCGCUACCUGUCAAACGUUGGCAUCGCUGCCCCGGGAACUUCGACUCCCAUCACCCGAGCCAAAGUGCCAAUCAUCAAGUACGUCGACCAGCGCACCGGCAUCAAAGUCGACAUUUCAUUCGAGAACAAUACUGGGCUCAUCGCAAACGACACCUUUCAAUACUGGAAGGCCCAAUACCCUGCCAUGCCUGUGUUGGUCGUGUUGAUCAAACAGCUGGUGGCGAUGCGUGGUUUGAACGAGGUCUUCACCGGCGGCAUCGGUGGCUUUUCGAUCAUUUGUUUGGUCGUGAGUAUGCUGGAGUUGCUGCCGGAAGCGUCGCCCCCCAACCCCGACUGUCGUUACGGGCACCUGCUCCUGACGUUUCUCGAUUUCUAUGGCAACAAGUUCAACACGUUCAGCACCGGCAUCGACAUGACAAACCCGAUCCGCUACUUUGACAAGAUGUACGAUCCCAUGCCGAAGCAGAACGCAUCAGGUCUCACCAUUGCCGACCCCAACAAACCCACGAACGACAUUUCGGGUGGAUCUCGACUGAUCGGCGACGUGUUUGCCGUCUUCCGCAGCGCACAUGCCGCCCUUGCCCAGCAUGUCGCGCAGAUCGAGGCCGGACAGGUUUUCCAGGGCAGCAUGCUGGAGUGUAUUCUGGGUGGAAACUACUCUUCGUUCAUGCAUCAGCGUAACAAGCUGAGUCUGCUGCAUCGUGGACACCCUGUCAGCCCGCCGCCGCCGUCGGCGAUGCUUCUGCAGCCGGCCGCCAAGGACAAGGCCAAGGCAAAAAAGCCUGCGGCGAAUGCUCCGCAGAAGGCUGCGCAGGCUCCGAAGGUGCAAACUCAACCGCAGCAAGGCCCGGCGCCGAACGUACCUGGCAAACCUGAUCAGUCCCUGGUUCACUCGAAGCAACCCGGGGCCAAGCAUGCGAAGACCAGGACAAAGUAUGUGGACCUCCCACCUCGUCCCUCGUGGUUGUAGAAGCAUCGCGAUACCCCCGUGUGACCCGUACUCAAGGUAGUAGUGGAUACUGACGGGCCACAGAGCAUCAAAGGCUGUCAACAAGGCAAGACUCGCACACAGGCGCGCGAAGCGUGCGGAAAAAUUCAAGAAGAACCAUCCAAUGUUCAAGGGAGAGAUUCCAGCUGAGAUGAGCCACGGUGAUGUCACCAAGUUGAGCAAGCAAGUGCUUCCAGCCGAGACCGCCGCCAGAAAGCAGCAGGCGGCCAAGGCGAAGGCUGAAAAAAAGGCAGCAAAGUCGGCCAAGUGAGGGGCGCAUGGUUGUCACCGCGGUAAGGAGAUUGCUCAACGCGCUUCUGAUGGGUGGCUGCUUCUUUCUUUUGACCACCAGAGAUACCCCUGUACUACUACUACGAAAGGAAUGACAUCGCCGCAACGCGAGCGAGACGGCAGGCUGUUUGCUUGCUUGCUGUCGAUUGAGAAAUGAAAGUAUUCACCCUCCC
This is a messenger RNA of Neohortaea acidophila, 3102 nucleotides long. RefSeq lists its product as uncharacterized. Gene Ontology annotation, molecular function: mRNA binding; poly(A) RNA polymerase activity. Lineage: Eukaryota; Fungi; Ascomycota; Dothideomycetes; Mycosphaerellales; Teratosphaeriaceae. Bases 128 to 2620 code for a protein of 830 amino acids. Gene Ontology annotation, biological process: RNA 3'-end processing. The transcript has 2 exons. Gene Ontology annotation, cellular component: TRAMP complex; nucleolus. The record is from RefSeq and is a predicted model, not a curated record.